Molecule: messenger RNA, 1224 nt
Organism: Akanthomyces muscarius
Lineage: Eukaryota; Fungi; Ascomycota; Sordariomycetes; Hypocreales; Cordycipitaceae
Exons: 2
Coding region: 1-1224 (407 amino acids)
Biological process (GO): biotin biosynthetic process
Cellular component (GO): mitochondrion
Molecular function (GO): biotin synthase activity; 2 iron, 2 sulfur cluster binding
Source: RefSeq, a predicted model, not a curated record
AUGACGACUCCGGCCAUGGCAUACCGGACCGCUCGGUCGGUCGGCCUUGCCCGCGGCGGUGCGGCACUUUUGCGCUGGAACAGCUCCGUCGUCGAUGUCUCGCCGCUCAAGUUUGACCCCCCAGCGCCGCCCGCCACGCAGCAGCGCGAGAAGCUCCAGGAUGAGGCCAAGAGGAAGAUUUUCUACGAUGCCGUCGCGGCAGACCACGUGCGCAACAACUGGACGCGGCCCGAGAUUGCAGCCAUCUACUACCAGCCGCUGCUGGAACUGGCACACCAAGCUAACAAUGUCCACCGCAAAUUCCACAAGUCCGGCGAGGUGCAGCUGUGCACGCUCAUGAACAUCAAGACGGGCGGCUGCACCGAGGACUGCUCGUACUGCGCGCAGUCGACGCGGUACCAAAAGGGCACCGGCCUUGAGGCCAAGCGCGUCGAGACGGUCGAGAGUGUGCUGGCCGCGGCGCAAAAGGCGCGCGACAACGGCAGCACGCGCUUCUGCAUGGGGGCCGCGUGGCGGGACAUGCGCGGGCGCAAGAACUCGCUCAAGAACAUCACCACCAUGGUCAAGGGCGUCAAGGCCAUGGGCAUGGAGGUCUGCGUCACGCUCGGCAUGAUUGACGGGGAGCAGGCGCGGCAGCUCAAGGACGCCGGCCUCACGGCGUACAACCACAACGUCGACACGAGCCGCGAGUUCUACCCGUCCGUCAUCUCGACGCGCUCCUACGACGAGCGCCUGCAGACGCUCGGCCACGUCCGCGACGCGGGCAUCAACGUCUGCUCUGGCGGCAUCCUGGGGCUGGGCGAGUCGUCUGAGGACCGCAUCGGCCUGCUCGAGACGGUGAGCACGCUGCCCUCGCACCCGGAGAGCUUCCCGGUCAACGCGCUCGUGCCCAUCAAGGGCACGCCGCUGGGCGACCGUGAGCCCGUGGCGUUUACGAGCAUGCUGCGGACGAUUGCGACGGCGCGUAUCGUCAUGCCCGCGACCAUUAUCCGCAUCGCGGCGGGGCGCAAGACGAUGAGCGAGGAGAAGCAGGCGCUGUGCUUCAUGGCGGGCGCCAACGCCAUCUUCACGGGCGAGAAGAUGCUGACGACGGACUGCCACGGCUGGGAGGAGGACAAUGCCAUGUUUGGGCGCUGGGGCCUGGAGCCGAUGAAGAGCUUCGACAAGAAGCCGGCCGAGGAGGGCGUCCGCGCGGACGUGGCCAAGCAACUCGGUAGCAUUUGA